Messenger RNA from Capsella rubella, 561 nucleotides. RefSeq names its product late embryogenesis abundant protein 50. NCBI's taxonomy places the organism in Eukaryota, Viridiplantae, Streptophyta, Magnoliopsida, Brassicales, Brassicaceae. The record is from RefSeq and is a predicted model, not a curated record.
AUGGGUUCAAGCUCAACAACAAACGAUGGUGAUAGUUUCACAAACAUAUCUGUAGAAGAGCACUUUAGCGUCUCCCAAUCUACUUCUUCUGACCAGUACUAUGCAGGCCCGACAGAACAAAACUCAACGGCGGCUGAAGCACUUGUAGGGAGGUCGACGACAUUAACAGAAGCUCUCAAAGCAGCGGCCAUGAACGUCGGCCGUAAACCGGUAGAAACCACCGACGUGGCUGCCAUAAAAGAGGUGGAAGCUAGGGCUAUCGGAGGCCGGGACAUAGAAAGCCAUGGACCAUGGGGUGGUGUAACCGCAGUAGCAAGUAGAGCGGUUUCUCGUAACAAAAAGAUUGUAAAAGAAGAUGAGAAGACAAAUCUCCGCGACGUUAUGUCAGAGAUUGAUGUGAGAGUAACUAGAGACAGAGAAGUGACGAGUGAAGAUGCAGAAGCAGUGGUUCAGGCUGAGCUUACUCAUUCUCCUUUCAAUGAUAUUAUCCCUGGAGGUGUUGCUGAAUCAGUCACCGCAGCUUAUAAACUCAAUUGCACUCCAUGCAACCUAUCUCUUUGA